This is a messenger RNA of Pleurotus ostreatus (oyster mushroom), 603 nucleotides long. RefSeq lists its product as uncharacterized. Gene Ontology annotation, cellular component: mitochondrion. The transcript has 2 exons. Lineage: Eukaryota; Fungi; Basidiomycota; Agaricomycetes; Agaricales; Pleurotaceae. The record is from RefSeq and is a predicted model, not a curated record. The coding region runs from base 1 to 603 and encodes 200 amino acids.
AUGGGCUCCAAGCCUCCCCUGACCCCGAGCCGCUUCGCUGCGUACCAAAGCGCUCUGAAGGCCAUCUCUGCGCGUACGGGGACGCCUUUGCCCUCUCUUAUCGUCUCAUUUGGCAUUCUCCAUGAGCUCACUGCCAUUCUCCCGAUCGUGGGCUUGUUCCACGCCUCGCGCUCGCUCGGACUGGGCGAGCGGAUGGUCAAUGCCAUGGCGAGUGCGGGACACGACGACAAUCAACCCUCACAACCCUCGAAACUCGAUGGGUCCGGCGAGCGGAGCGAGGGGGUCAGCUGGAUGGUGCAGAAAGGGCAAGCGUGGGUAGAUGAGGGCGAGAAGUGGGCUGCACGCGUCGGGCGUCGGUACGGCAUGUUUGGGUUCGAGAAACGCGCGAAGGGGGACAUGUCCCAGACCUUAUACGAGGAGGAUUCGAAGGCAAUGAAGGGCCACAUUGCCGGAGACGUCGCAAACGUCGUAGUAGCAUAUGCCGCUACAAAGGCCCUCUUACCACUCAGAAUCGGCGCUUCGCUGUACUUGUCACCCGCCUUCUCUCGCAGAGCUGUCGAGCCGUGUAGGCAGUGGAUAAUACGAUCUUUCCGCAAAUCGUAG